UAUUCAUUUGUUUCGCGACGCUUUUGUACAAUUUGUCGUUAAUUUACGAGAGAUCGCGUUCCUUUUAUUUAUACAAAAUCCUGCAUUCUCCCGAUGGACAAAAUGAUCGAAACGCAUCACUACGAUGCCGUAUUCGGCGUGUUCAAGAAGCAGGAACCGGUCAUCGAGCAGAAAACGCAAGAGCUCGAAAACAAAAAUGCCGAAUACGCGGAAGCCGUGAAGAGUUUACAGAAGGCCAAACAGGAAGUGUUCGACGCCGAAGAGAUACAGUCCCAAAUCAAGUGGAAAUUACACGAAAAAUUUCAGCUGGUCAAUACGGACCGGGCGCAGUUGGGGUUUCACGUAAACAAUCUCAACGAUAAGUCCGUUAAAACCGACAGAACCACGAGAAUCGAAAAGCAAAUCAAAUUUAGCGAGCAUAUCUUAACGAAAAUAAAGAACGAAGAUUUACGUAUGGAUUCAGAAAUGCUAAAAAAGUUAACUGAUGAUUUUUACGAACAAAUAGAGUCAUGUAAAGCAGAUAUAAACGACGAAAAUCGUGAAAUGGAUAAGCUCAAAGCAGCCAUGUUUCAGUAUCGCGAAUAUAAAGUACCGCGUCAAAAUUAGACGUCGAAUUCGUAUAUAAUUCCUUUGUUUUAUAUGUUCAUAAGUUAGUGUAGAUAUAUGCACAGGUUUAUAAUAAAAACUACCUAAAUUGCUGGUAAAUACCGUAUGAUCGAAAAAAGACGGCGUCCAGUUGGCUUGGAAAUGACAAUUGAUGACAUUUCCCAUAUAAUUUUACAUAUAAAAUGACAGCGAUCUUCAUUUCUUGGCCAUCGCUGACGCCGUUUUUAUUCAAUCCUUUGAUUCAAUCAUACACGGUAUUUAUUUGAAGAAAAGACAUUUUUCAAGAGAUUUUAGUUCAAAUGACUCGUGUAUUGUUGGUUGCAUAACAAUCAAGAAAAUUUAAAAUUUUUGCAACGAUUAACUAUUCAGAACAAAAAAAUAAUUUAAAUUAACAGUCCCAAUGGUCUUAAAUCCUUUUUCUCUAUUUACGUUACCAAUUUAACCAUUUAAAUUAUUGUAAUUGGUUGCUUUUAAAUCAUAGACAACUUUAUACAGUUAAAAUGAAAUAAAUUCCCAUUUUUUGUGUUCAUAAGUUAGUGCAGCUAUUUGGAUUAUGCACAGGUUUAUAAUAAAAACUACGUAAACUGCU
Sitophilus oryzae (rice weevil) is the source of this 1195-nucleotide messenger RNA. RefSeq lists its product as uncharacterized. The transcript is spliced from 3 exons. NCBI's taxonomy places the organism in Eukaryota, Metazoa, Arthropoda, Insecta, Coleoptera, Curculionidae. The record is from RefSeq and is a predicted model, not a curated record. Bases 94 to 606 code for a protein of 170 amino acids.